This is a messenger RNA of Kwoniella shivajii, 2241 nucleotides long. RefSeq lists its product as uncharacterized. Bases 1 to 2241 code for a protein of 746 amino acids. Gene Ontology annotation, biological process: regulation of DNA-templated transcription elongation; mRNA export from nucleus. The transcript has 9 exons. Gene Ontology annotation, cellular component: THO complex part of transcription export complex. The record is from RefSeq and is a predicted model, not a curated record. Lineage: Eukaryota; Fungi; Basidiomycota; Tremellomycetes; Tremellales; Cryptococcaceae.
AUGGCGUCCAGGCUCUACCCAUCGCUCAAAACAGCCAUUGCUUCUGUUGUCAGCUCUUACUCCCCUGCCAGAGAACCGGUACAACCCAUACUUUCUUCCGAACUCAAAGAACGACUGAGCGAAAUAUGGUCCGAAUCUUCAGUCGGUCUCAACGCAUCUGAGAGUUCCUCAAAAUCUGGAGAUGUAGUCAGAACGGUGUUAGAAGUGAUUGGUAGAGAUGUUGUGGUUUUACCCAUCACGAGCGGAGAACUUGCCGAGGCUGACAUCGAAGGGUCAAAAGAAGACAAACAAAUAUUCCAAACUAGCCUACAAGAUAGACUAGACGUUGUCUUGACUCUCUUUGAGGUGGUAUAUGCUGCUUACCCAGACCUACCAGCACUUGAACCUGGAGCUCUGUUCAUCCCUCUCCUGGAAGAGCUAGUAGAAUUGAUUUCGGUAGACUCGUGGCGUGAGUUGUGGACUUACGUGGAGACGAGGUCUAAGCGAUUCACAAAGGACAUGCCCGCAUCUCGAGGCAAAGCUCUACCUCUCCUUCGUACCAUCAAUGCCUUUCUUCGGUUCUUACCCCGUACGCCUGAGAAUCUUGUAUUCCGAGGUAGAGUGCAUCAAUUUGCGAGUUCGGUGAUCAGCGUAGCAGAUAAAAGUGCAAUCAAUAUGCGUGGGGAUUAUGCGGAAGUCAGGACUACGUGGGAUGAAGAAGAGAUCAAGGGAAUAGAGGAUCAAGAGCAGGAAGAGGUCCAAGAUGGAGAAGGAGAUGUGAAAAUGGACAUGGAUGACAAUGACGAGAAGAAGAUUGAGGUUGAAGCUGGAACAUCGAGCGAGCAAGAUCUGCCGUCAAAUAAUUCUGUCUCACAUUAUCUUUCGAUAGCAACAGCACCUCAGAUGGAUUUCUACCCAACGUUAUGGUCCCUUCAGCAAUAUUUUGCGCACCCGCCAUCACUGGACGGCAUUGCAACUGGUGAACCGCCCAAGACACCCUUCGACACGUUUAAAGAAAAGUCUGAUUUCGUGCUUCCUCAACUGUUUGCGCAGACGCAAAAGGAGAAAGCUCUACUUGGGAAAGAUACCGAGAUUGGAGGUAAGAAGCGAAAGCGAUCAGCGGAGGACGAAGGGAACGGAGGAUUUUUCCACCCUCGAUUUCUUACAGGGAAACGAUUAUUGGAACAUGAGCUCGCUGAUCCAUCUUUCCGCCGCCAAAUUCUGGUCCAGUAUUUUAUUCUCUUCCAAUUUCUCCUCAAUUUGACUCCAGCUUCUGCCGGCAAACAAGCUUUCACUGGUGGUAUGCCCAAGACCUUUGUACUGGGUACAGACGAUGAAAAAUGGGUCAUAUCAAAGAUUCAGAUAAUAAGGGAUGAAUUGACAAAAAUGGAGGACGGAAAAAGGUUUGAGGAGACUGUGUUAUCAAUAAUAACAAGAGAAGUACACUAUGCUCAAUGGAAGAAUGAUCAAUGCCCUGAAGGAGUCUUCGAAAUUCCUCCUCUUGAAGACAAAACGGCGAAAGAUGCCGCGAAAGCAUGGGAGAAAAGACUAGCUCCUCCCGCAUCAUACACAUUCAAAGUGGGUUCCAGACCACUGUCGAUGUUAUGGAACAACGGUUUCAGAGGUAUCGAUCAGCUUAAAGGAAGAGAAAAAGCUACAAGUGAAGAACAACUGGAUGAAGAGAUCCAGAAAAUUGUGAUUGACGAGGAGGACGAUAAAGCGAUGGGUAGAGAACAACCUCAAGAGGAGAUGGCAGCGAAUAAAGACCGCAAAACUAGUCUUACAUGGCGUGGCCUUCGAUUGGCUUCCCAUCAUCAUUUGCGCUACUUCGGUGUUCUCGCUCCAAAAAGAGAUAUUCAUGUGCUUCUGAAAGCCACACGAGGGGAGACGGACUCGAAAGGGCCUGCAGUAGAGAACCAAGUGGAGGCCGAAAAGAAUGAUGACGAUAAUGGUCAGGAGGUAGAAGUUGCUGGUGAUGAGGAUGGCAAGGACGAACCAAGUGGCGAAGACAGUGCCAUGGAAACGAUUGCCGAACAGCCCGCUCCACAAGACACAGUGAAAACAGAGGACACGGCAAGGGACGUAGAUAUGAAUGAACUUCCCAAGCCAGGGACGGAGGAUGUCGCAGCCAUUGAUACAAUCGAAGACGUCAAACAACCAAGCAGGAGAUUAGAGUCAGACCAGGCAAACUUAGCGGUGGUUAACGAGAUCGAGGCGAAUGGAACUGAACCAGAAGCUCCUAAUCCUCCGACCAGCAUGUAA